This is a messenger RNA of Habropoda laboriosa, 951 nucleotides long. It is a transcript of the gene CLS, whose product is annotated as probable cardiolipin synthase (CMP-forming). The transcript has 4 exons. Gene Ontology annotation, biological process: cardiolipin biosynthetic process. Gene Ontology annotation, cellular component: mitochondrion; membrane. Gene Ontology annotation, molecular function: cardiolipin synthase activity. Lineage: Eukaryota; Metazoa; Arthropoda; Insecta; Hymenoptera; Apidae. The record is from RefSeq and is a predicted model, not a curated record. Bases 71 to 928 code for a protein of 285 amino acids.
AUAGUUUUGACUUUUUACUGGUUAUAUUAGAAAGGAAAAAAUAUUUGAUUUGACACAGGAAUAAACAAUUAUGAGCCACUUUGCAAUCUUAUGCUUCAAACAAUCUGUAACCUUCAAUAAAUAUUGGCUGAGAAAAUGUUUGAGGCACUACUUAACAUGUCAUGCACGAGUAUACUCUACUGGCAUUAAUAACCAUCAUAAAAAUUAUAUUGCCAAAGAGGAACGCGCCGAUAGGAGGAAGGCAUUAAGGUUACAAGUGCUUCAAGAUAUUAAAAAAACUAAACGGAAAGUAGAAGAAAUUAUUGAGAAAGAAAACAUUUGGACUGUGCCAAAUUUUCUUUGUAUGGGUCGAAUCUUAACAUCACCUUACUUAAGUUACUUAAUCUUAUCACAGGAUUAUCAGGUAGCACUGUGGUUACUAGUAAUCGCAGGGUUUAGUGAUCUAGCUGAUGGAUGGAUUGCUCGUACAUGGACGUCGCAAGCUUCUAAACUUGGUAGCUUUCUAGAUCCAGUUGCAGACAAAUUACUUGUAGGUACACUCUUCUUAUCACUGGCCUGGGUACGAUUGGUUCCUAUUCCUCUGGCGUGUCUUGUUGUUGCGCGAGAUGUUGCCUUGGUUUUAGCUGCUUCUUACAUAAGAUAUCAAUCUUUACCUCCUCCGAAAACAUUAAGUAGGUAUUUCGAUCCUACGCAUGCAACGGUACAACUAGCCCCAACGUAUAUAAGUAAAAUAAAUACUGUUAUUCAGUUGUCUUUCGUUGCUGCGUCACUGGCUGCUCCUAUAUUUCAUUUUAUAAAUCAUCCAGUUUUAGAAGGUUUGUGUUAUAUAACGGCAUUAACAACAUUAACAGGAGGUCUAAGUUAUUUGACAUCAAAAAAUACGUAUAAAUUUUUAAGAAGAAAGGCUUCGACAAAAUCGUCCAAUUAAAUGUAAUAUGUAUGUAUAUUAAU